UUCCGGAGCUCUUUCACAGAAGUGUUUUUCCCCCUUUUCUCUAGCAUAUGUGUUUUAAAGCUUUCGAUAAUGAGUCUGAGGAUCAUUGUGGUUCUCGCUGUGUUAACUGGGAUAACUGGGAGCCCCAGACCUGAAGCUGACUCAGCGGACAUGAAGGCUCACCCCAACAGUGUACCAGAGACAGCGGAGAAAACCAAGCUCUUUGGACAGGAAGUAUUAGUGGUGGAGAAGGCUGAAGAGAAUGUGAUGGCGACGGGAGAGCUGAACGUCAAUCACUACCCUGCUCGGAGGGCGGCCCAAGUGGUACAACACUACCUUAACACCCGCUACGGCUCUCCAUACAGGCUGCUGCAAGUGGACAAAGUCCACAGAGGAAACGCAGAGGAUGUGGCAGACUCUGGAAGAAAGUAUAAGCUGGAGAUCUCAGUGCAGGAUUUCAUCAGCAAUAUCACUGACAAAUGCUCUGCAGAGAUUUUGUUUCCGAGGGGGGAACAGCAGCGCUCACCACAGGUCCAGGCCUCGUGUGAGGAGCCCCUGAAAAUCAACACUAAAGCUCAAGAAGAGGCCUUGUACCAACAAUACAAGAUGAACUCAAGCCAGCUGUCAGCACAAUAUCUCCCUGACAGCUACGGUCACAUCGAGCCUGACAUGAAGCCUUUCUGGCACCUCAGCAUCGUGGCCGCCAGCUUCGUCAUGCUGAAUGAGUCCAGUGAAAACACUCUGUACAACGUGGCUCAGGUGGCCAACAUCACACAGCUGGCGACUGAGAACGACCAGCUGAAGUUCGACUGUCACAUACUGCUGCAUGAGAUGGUGUCCCAGGAAAUAAUUCACUGGAAGCUGCUGUUCACCUGGUCCCCUCCAGAUGGUGUUAAAGUGCUGCAGAUGGAACAGCUGCCACACCGCCAUGAAGGGGAAAAACCUCCAAACACAAACUAAACCGCUAACAUUGGUCACACUGCUAUAACAAUAUCUUGCUGCUUGACUGAAUGCUGCAAGUAAAAAGCCAUCAUAUAUAAUGGUGAUAUCCUUACAUUGUGCUACUUUUGUAGUACUUUUGGUUGUUAUUGUAUUUUAGCCUAAAUAAACUGUUUCUACAGA
This is a messenger RNA of Etheostoma spectabile (orangethroat darter), 1101 nucleotides long. RefSeq names its product latexin (gene lxn). The record is from RefSeq and is a predicted model, not a curated record. Bases 70 to 939 code for a protein of 289 amino acids. Gene Ontology annotation, molecular function: metalloendopeptidase inhibitor activity. The transcript is spliced from 7 exons. Lineage: Eukaryota; Metazoa; Chordata; Actinopteri; Perciformes; Percidae.